AGUUCUAAUAACUGCAUAUGACCUUGUACGAACUAAUUUUUUCUAAGAGUGUGGGCCAAUGCCUACAAAAUGGGCCUAGUUCCAUCUCUGACAAAGGGUUAGACCAGCUCCCAUACAUUUUUGCGCAUUGCCCUUUACCACAAUCAUCAAAAUCUGAUUUAAAUUGGAUUUAUGGUCAAUCAAAUCAACUAGGUGGCGCUGAGGAUCGUACGAUGGUGUCGGCUAGACCACGCCGAAUUUCAAUUAUCAAACAAAUCCCAAAACAAAUGCAACCAAUUCCACCAUCUUCGGCUUUUUUCGUCCUCUUACCCAGCAACAGAUUUCGAGUAUUCUGUCAUUGGCUCUGCAAUCACAGUCACUUUGGUAAUAUCAUCCUGGCGUGCAUAAUGUUCUCAAGUGCAAUGUUAGCAGCUGAAGAUCCACUAAAUGCUGGUAGUGAACGAAAUCAGAUUCUAAACUACUUUGACUACUUCUUUACGGCUGUCUUCACCAUUGAAUUAGUACUAAAGCUCAUCUCGUACGGUUUCAUAUUCCACAAAGGCGCCUUCUGUCGAUCAGCCUUCAAUCUACUGGAUCUCCUUGUUGUCUGUGUAUCACUUAUAUCCAUAUUUUUCAGGUUAGUACAUGUACUAAAUAAGUAAAUACUGUGCUAAUGAUUAGAAC
Phlebotomus papatasi is the source of this 663-nucleotide messenger RNA. RefSeq names its product voltage-dependent calcium channel type D subunit alpha-1-like. Bases 18 to 641 code for a protein of 207 amino acids. The transcript is spliced from 2 exons. Gene Ontology annotation, biological process: calcium ion import across plasma membrane. NCBI's taxonomy places the organism in Eukaryota, Metazoa, Arthropoda, Insecta, Diptera, Psychodidae. Gene Ontology annotation, cellular component: voltage-gated calcium channel complex; membrane. The record is from RefSeq and is a predicted model, not a curated record. Gene Ontology annotation, molecular function: high voltage-gated calcium channel activity.